Messenger RNA from Anisakis simplex (herring worm), 747 nucleotides. The record is from the annotation of a GenBank genome assembly. NCBI's taxonomy places the organism in Eukaryota, Metazoa, Nematoda, Chromadorea, Rhabditida, Anisakidae.
AUGGCAUCUCAAGAUACCCACACUUUCAGAUUACCCAUUGACAUUCCAGCUCCUGUCACUGCUGCUAACUUUGCGGUUCGAGUUGAUGUCAAUGAAAUCGCCUACUUGCAUUGUGAUUGGGAGCGUGAUGCUGUUUUUCAUCAGUUCAACCUUAAUGAGCUGCUGUUGCAACGACAAGACAUUCCCUUAGCAACGAUUGAAGAAGAAACCGAGGAUGAGGACGAUUUGUCACCCGUUACACCGUGCAGUAAUCCAGAAUUUCUGUCACUUUCAUCGGCCGAAAUAAUUUGCCCGAUUUGUAUGGACACAUACGAUGAUCCUCGAACGCUUUCUUGUGGUCAUUCAAUAUGCAAUAACUGCGUUGAGCACAUGAAGGCUACAGAUGCUAUCGAAACGUUGGAGAAAGCUCGACAAUUGAGUCUUUCGAAUCUGAGAUGCGGUAGAUGUCGAACACAGUGUGAUGAAUGCGACAUGUGGAUUUGUCUGAAAUGUUGUCAGGAACGAGCUGUUCUCGAAACAUCAUUUCCAACGAAAACUGAGGAGCUUCCCGAUGGUGCGGAUGAGAAAGAUGAUGCAGCAACUGCACUGACGAAGAGAUAUUCAUUUUGUGCAUCGUGCAUUCUGAAGCAUCAUUCUAACCACAGAGUGGAUGAAUUGAGCACAUUCAGGUUACAUUCUUUUGUUGAACGUGAUGUGAUGCUUGAAAGUAUAACACUUCAAUGCUCAGAUUGUGAUAAAUCAACGUGA